AUGGACGUUAUAUCUCCUCAAGUCAUGUGGAUCGGUACACGGUGUUAUCGUGUCAAUCAAACAAAAGCGAUAGCGCACAACGAGACUCUCAAGCAAACACAAACAUAUGUGGAAGAAGAUACGUAUGGCGAGGACGAUCGUGAAGAGGAAUAUGCUAUCGAAGUAACCAACAAUGGCAAAUAUCAAACUUCAUUCCAUGUUCCCCCGGCAUUCUAUGCGAUGAUCAUUGGCGCGAAAGGACAAACCCGCCAAAGAUUGGAAGCCGAAACGAAGGCCCAGAUACGUGUGCCCAAACAAGGAGUUACGGGUGACAUAGUGGUUACAGCCGCUUCGAGAAAAUCGGUAGCCAUUGCACGAUCGCGAAUCGAACUGAUCGUAAUAGGGGCACGAAACAAACAACAAUUUACCCAUUUCCUUUCGGUGCCAUUAAACAUACCGGAGGUGAUUAAGCGGUUCCUUGAUUUUCGACAUAAAAUCGUCAACAAGCUGCCCCGCGCGUUCAGCGUUGAUGAGUCUCUUUUUCAACAGCCAGAUAAAUUGCACAUAACCCUAUGCACGAUGAGUCUGAUGGACAACGAGGAUAGAGCCAAUGCAGCACAAAUACUAUUGGAUUGUCAAGAAUCUAUAAUAAGCCCAAUACUCCAAAAAAACGGUUCGCUAGAGAUUCGAAUCCGAGGGUUGGAGUACAUGAACGAUGAUCCUCAUAGUGUAGAUGUGCUUUAUGCCAAAAUAGAAUCACCGGUUUUGCAAGCAGCUGCUAAUCAAAUUUACGAAUAUUUCGUAUCGAAGGGUUUAAUGCAGAGGAAGUACGAACAGGUGAAACUACAUGUCACGUUAAUUAAUUCAAUGUUCCGGGUAUCUCAGACAGAAGUCGUCAACGAGAAAGAAGCAGAACGGAAACGUAUGACGUUCGAUGCGAGUGAAAUACUGCGACUGUAUGGAAAUUUUGAUUUUGGUAGUUUGGUACUGAAUGAAGUUCACCUUUCUCAACGUUUUUCCACUUCCUGUACCGGUUACUACGAAGCAACGGCUGUUAUGAAAUUGAGGAAUGAAUAA
This is a messenger RNA of Anopheles marshallii, 1056 nucleotides long. RefSeq names its product activating signal cointegrator 1 complex subunit 1. Gene Ontology annotation, cellular component: nucleus. Gene Ontology annotation, biological process: DNA alkylation repair; regulation of DNA-templated transcription. Gene Ontology annotation, molecular function: RNA binding. Bases 1 to 1056 code for a protein of 351 amino acids. The transcript has 3 exons. Lineage: Eukaryota; Metazoa; Arthropoda; Insecta; Diptera; Culicidae. The record is from RefSeq and is a predicted model, not a curated record.